Dinoponera quadriceps is the source of this 873-nucleotide messenger RNA. RefSeq names its product titin-like. The transcript has a single exon. The annotation marks the transcript as partial. The record is from RefSeq and is a predicted model, not a curated record. NCBI's taxonomy places the organism in Eukaryota, Metazoa, Arthropoda, Insecta, Hymenoptera, Formicidae.
UUAGUCACGGAAGAAAUUGUGGAAGGGAAGGAACCGAAGAAAAUUACAAAGAAGAAAAUUAUAAAGCGUAAAGGACCCAAGCAGCAAGUUACUGAAGAAGUUACUGUGGAAGAAAAAGGUAAACGUCCCAUCACUACGGUAAAGGAAGGACCUGUGGAGGAAGUUGUCGAAGAGACAAUAUUGCCCGUACCGCUUCCUGAAUUUGUAAAACCAGAAGAUGUAGAAGAAGUACGAGAACAAGUUACAGUCACGGAAGAAAUUGUGAAAGGGAAAGAACCGAAGAAAAUUACGAAGAAGAAAAUUAUCAAGCGCAAAGGACAAAAGCAACAAGUAACUGAAGAAGUUACUGUUGAAGAGGAAGGUAAGCGUCCCGUCACGACGGUGUCAGAAGGACCGAUAGAGGAGGUUGUCGAAGAAACAAUAUUACCUUUACCACUCCCUGAAUUUGUAAAACCAGAAGAUNAAGAACAAGUUACAGUCACAGAAGAAAUUGUGGAAGGGAAAGAACCGAAGAAAAUUACAAAGAAGAAAAUUAUCAAGCGUAAAGGACAGAAGCAACAAAUAACUGAAGAAGUUACUUUUGAAGAGAAAGGUAAACGUCCUAUCACAACGGUAAAGGAAGGACCAGUAGAAGAAAUUGUCGAGGAGACAAUAUUGCCCCUACCGCUUCCCGAAUUUGCAAAACCAAAAGAAGUGGAGGAAAUACGAGAACAAGUAACAAUCACAGAAGAAAUUGUGAAAGGGAAGGAACCGGAGAAAAUUACAAAAAAGAAAAUUAUUAAGCGCAAAGGACAAAAGCAGCAAGUCACUGAAGAAGUUACUGUUGAGGAGAAAGGUAAACGUCCCGUCACGACGGUGUCGGAAGGGCCGAUA